Molecule: messenger RNA, 1492 nt
Organism: Erinaceus europaeus (western European hedgehog)
Lineage: Eukaryota; Metazoa; Chordata; Mammalia; Eulipotyphla; Erinaceidae
Product: probable ATP-dependent RNA helicase DDX27
Exons: 1
Coding region: 14-1477 (487 amino acids)
Molecular function (GO): RNA helicase activity; ATP binding; nucleic acid binding
Source: RefSeq, a predicted model, not a curated record
UGCCUGCUGCAACAUGCUCGAGGAGCUGGGUUUUAUCCCUACCAUCAACGAAAACGAUGAAGUACCGGCAGAGUCCGAGUCUGAUUCAGGAGACGAGGAAGAGGAGGGGCCCAUUAUACUAGGCAGAAAGCAAAAAGCCUUGCAGAAGAACCGCAGUGCCGAUUUCAACCCUGACUUCAUUUUCACUGAGAAGGAGGGAAUGUAUGAUGGCAGUUGGGCUAUGGCUGAUGUCAUGAGCCAGCUCAAGAAGAAGAGGGCAGCUACUACAUUAGAUGAGAAGAUUGAGAAAGUUCGAAAGAAAAGGAAAACGGAGGACAAAGAAGCCAAGUCUGGGAAAUCAGAGAAGGAGAAAGAGAAACAAGAGGAACAGGAAGACAUUGAAAGGAAAGAUGAAGAUGGCUCAGACAGUGAAGACUCAGAAACUGAUUACUCUUCAGCUGAUGAGAACAUCCUUACCAAAGCAGAUACACUUAAAGUAAAGGAGUGGAAGAAGAAGAAGAAAGGACAGGAAAAAAGUGGAUUUUUUGAAGAUCCAUCUCAAUAUGAUGAAAACCUCUCAUUCCAGGACAUGAAUCUUUCCCGCCCUCUUCUGAAGGCCAUUACAGUCAUGGGCUUCAAGCAGCCCACCCCAAUCCAGAAAGCCUGCAUACCUGUGGGUCUGCUGGGGAAGGACAUCUGUGCUUGUGCAGCCACUGGAACAGGUAAAACUGUAGCUUUUGCUUUGCCUGUCUUGGAGCGUCUGAUCUACAAACCCCGACAGGCUCCAGUAACCCGGGUGCUGGUGCUGGUUCCUACUCGAGAACUGGGCAUCCAAGUGCACUCUGUCACCAAGCAGCUGGCCCAAUUCUGCAACAUCACCACCUGCUUGGCUGUGGGUGGUCUGCAUGUGAAGUCACAGGAAGCAGCUCUUCGGGCAGCACCUGACAUCCUCAUUGCUACUCCAGGCCGACUCAUUGAUCACCUGCACAACUGCCCUUCCUUCCACCUGAGCAGCAUUGAGGUGCUCAUCCUGGAUGAAGCUGACAGGAUGCUGGACGAGUAUUUUGAGGAACAGAUGAAGGAGAUCAUUCGAAUGUGUUCCCACCAUCGCCAGACCAUGCUCUUCUCAGCCACAAUGACAGAUGAGGUCAAAGAUCUAGCAUCUGUCUCUUUGAAGAAUCCUGUACGGAUAUUUGUGAACAGCAACACAGAUGUAGCCCCCUUCCUGAGGCAAGAGUUCGUCCGAAUUCGACCUAAUCGGGAAGGGGACCGGGAAGCCAUUGUAGCAGCUCUGCUAACAAGAACCUUUACGGACCAUGUCAUGCUGUUCACCCAGACCAAGAAGCAGGCCCACCACAUGCACAUCCUCUUGGGGCUCAUGGGACUCCAGGUGGGUGAGCUCCAUGGCAACCUGUCACAGACACAGCAACUAGAAGCCCUCAGACUUUUUAAGGAUGAACAGAUUGAUAUCCUGGUGGCCACAGAUGUGGCAGCUUGAGGACUUGACAUUGAA